AUGUUACGAAACGACCUUCGCCAAAGUCGCAAUGUUCCCAAAUAUGGCGCUUGGUCAGAGAAUCCCCAAAUAUCAGGGCUUACACCCCUCGCCCCUCUUUUCCCCAAAGCACACAUGGAUCCUGAAGAAAUCGUUCUCCGAAAUAGAAUUGAGGACUUUCAACGAGAGCAAUUUGAUGGAUUUACCGCUCGGGAAUUGGCGGAUAUGGAUGUUAUCACUGACAGGCACUUGAAAGAGUCUACGUUGGAUAAUCCCAUCAUGCCGCUUUUUCAACAAGAGAGAUGGGAAAUACAGCCUCAUCAGCCGGAUUUGACGAGGGACCAUAUGUAUCCGCUGAUAAUUGAUGGGGUGCAGAGGGGAGAUUGGUCAAUGCAUAAUCCGUUGGUGUAUGAGAAAUUGAAGCCGGUUUUGCAAUUGGCGAGUAGGACUAUAAUGAGCAUGUAUACAUUACCGUGGUUCGCAGCUCUGAUAUUUGGUGAAAGAGUUCCGAUCGAUCCAGCGAGGAUUCGUCCAAAAGAUGAAGUGCCGGAUAAUUUGGUAUCAUUUCUUCCGUACAACAUCACAGAUUACAGUCUUGUUCGUAAGAGAAUGGAAGAGGUAUUCGACGAUCUAGAAAAGAACUGGAAUUGCAAAUUCGGCUUCAUGUCACCCGAUGAAGAUCCUCGCGGUCCUGAAUAUCCCAUUGAUCCGGAGGAUACACUUCCAGAUAGUGUGUAUGGGCUUACCGUAACAAAUUAUCAAUACAUGGAAUAUCAUGAAGCGGAAAAUAAGGAGUGGCAGAUUUAUGUAUGGCUUGCUUAUUCAAGGCUACAAUCACUGUUCAGAAAUGAUCUAUCUACUUCGGAGAGGAAGAUGGUGGAGUGGGCAACUGCUAUUACUCUUGUGCAUGAGAUUAUUCAUGCGAUUAAUUUUGUUUGUCCGAAGACAGAUGGGACGAGAGUGGAGAAUCCGGAUGAUGAGAAUCCGCCGUGGUUUUUUGAUGAGGAACCAUUGGCUGAAGCCGGCUUUAGUUUCGAGGUUGCUUUAAAUGGUGGCACGGUCCGUUCUUUCACGACGGUAAAAGGAAUGCCAUAUGGACAUUGGUUUGAGACGAUUUGGCCAUCGGUAGAAAGUCAGGAUCUUUGUGGAUCGAAGAGUAUAACGUUAAGGAACCCUGGCCCCUUCGAUUACCAAGAGAAAUUUCCAAUACCGGCUUCGUUUUAUGAAGAUAUGCAGCAAAAAGAAUUUUGGGAUUAUAUGGUGCAUAGAUUCGGACACAAAUUGUUUCACUUCCGAUCAAUCAACCACGGCGUGCGUCUGAAUUUCGACAUCUAUACAAAAAAUAGAACGCCGAUAAAAUUUAGAGAUGUAUCAACUAUACGUAUAGGCGUUGAUCAUAAAUUAGGACACGAUAAUCAAAUCCUAAGAGAGAGAUGGGAAAGUGUUCACGCGAUACUCGGCGCGCAAGCCGAAUCCGAAGAGAGGAAAAUCGCUCAGAGUUUCGGAAUGUCUUUAUUGCAAAGUUCUAAGAUUGAGAGCUCGUUCUGGACACACGAAGAGACGCAACGGAGAGGUGUUGCUGCGAUAUUUGAUCAUCUCAGUAAACAGGGUGUCUCGGAAGAAGAAAGACUCUCUGGUUUUACACAUUUGAUUGGAUUUAUGUGGACGAUUGUACAGAAUCACAAAAAUAAAAUUGACGCUCUCUUAAAAUCUGGACAAGCCGAUGUUCCACAGAUCCAGAUUCCCACGGAAGAACGUCGAAGAGCUUUACUUGCGUGGAAUAGAGGAACAUCAAUUUUUGUAAAACAAUGUUCCCAAGAAUUUCCCAACGCUUCAGAAGAUCACAGAUUCCAAAUUUCGACUCUUGGACUUAGUCUUGAGAUCUUGCGCUUGCAGCUCUUUUCUCCGAAUCUCCAGACCGAAACUAUUAAAUCCGGGCCUGAUUUCACGGAACUGGCUUUGCUAAUCCAUCUGCAGGAUUCAUUUCUCAAAGGUGAUAGGGCUCUGUGUCGGGAUUCUGUGAAGAAGAUUAGGGAGAUAGAGGGAUAUUCACUUUUUGCAUUUUUGUGUACGUUGUGGAUAGAUACGAUUAUUUAUGAGGGAUCUGAGACGGAUUUGGAGAGGAUCAAGAGUGUGAGGGGGUUUGAGGAGAUGGGGAAAUGGUGGAGAGAAUUGUGGGGGAAGAGUAGUGGGGGGGAGUGGGAGGAGAUGUUUAGGAUUUGGGACGGGGUGAGGGAGGAGGCGGAGAAGACACUUAGGAGGGCGCAUCAUAUGUAG
Molecule: messenger RNA, 2256 nt
Organism: Botrytis deweyae
Lineage: Eukaryota; Fungi; Ascomycota; Leotiomycetes; Helotiales; Sclerotiniaceae
Exons: 3
Coding region: 1-2256 (751 amino acids)
Source: RefSeq, a predicted model, not a curated record